AUGUGCAUCGGCAAGUGGAAACUCGUCGUAGUUUGCUUGGCAGCAGAACAUGUGGCUUCUCAGCCCUGGCCCAAGAGUGGUGGCUCGUCAGACUCAGUCAAAGUCAAAUGGAUCGGUGACAAACCAGUAUUGAAUCCGGGCACGACUUUCGGGCUCCCUUGGCCUCGGGGCAGACAUGCGGCCAACAAAACGUCCUUCAGUGCUUCUGCCGGGAAUGAAGCUGUGAGAAUACAGUCCUGGGUGACUUCCUACUGGCCAGAUGGUUCCAUCAAGUGGACAGGUCAUGCUGUCGAGCCAUCUACAGAUGUGCCCGAUGAAUAUGUCAUCGUCACCUCUUCAAGCUGCCAAAAGACGGCGAAAAGAGCAUCCGAGGAUGUCAGCGUCAGGUCCAAUGGAGACACAAUCACUGUUGACACGGGCAAAGUAUCGGUGGUAUUUGCCAAGGCUGGCAAUAUCCUCGUUAAAUCAAUUUCUACGGGUGGCAAGAUUGUCGGACAGAAUGGCGUCUUGGUCCUCCGGACCCAGACAGAUACUGAUGAUGGCAGUGAUAUCCCGAGAAUCUUUGACCGUCUUCAAUUUGAGGCCAGCAUCGAUGAGACCAAGGUCGAAAACCAAGGAUCAGUCCGAGCCCUCGUCACGGUGAAAGGAAAGCAUGCCGUCAAGCAAAGCAAUACUGGCCAGGACCCGUGGCUGCCCUUCACUGUGCGAUUCUACCUCUACUCUGGGUCCGAGGCAAUUCGCGUCGUCCAUUCUCUAGUCUACGAUGGCAAACCGGAUAAAGACUUCAUUACAGCCAUCGGCCUUCGUUUUGACGUCCCGCUCGGUGACGAGCAGCUGUACAACAGACAUAUUAGAAUUGCAGGUGUUGAUGGAGGCUUCCUCACCGAGUCUGUGCAGGGGAUCACCGGCUUGCGAAGAGAUCCUGGGGCUGGUGUCCGAAAAGCUCAGAUUGGUGGCAAGACAUUGCCAGAUGUCGCUACUUGGGACAGAAACUUCACAACAAGACUCCAGUGGAUACCCGCCUUCAAUGAUUACAGCCUAUCUCAACUCUCGCCUGACGGCUUCACCUUGAAGAAGCGCACAAAGGCGGGCCAGAGCUGGAUAAACAUACCAGCAGGCAACAGAUCCUCUGGUCUGGCUUACCUUGGCGGGAGUACAAAAGGGGGCCUCGCAAUUGGCCUACGAGACUUCUGGAAGAAAUACCCUACCGGCUUCUCCAUAUCCAACGCAGCAUCUAGGACAGUGUCGACAGCCACACUAUGGCUCUACAGUCCCGAAGCUCCACCGAUGGAUCUACGGCCAUGGCACGACGAGAUGGGCCAAGACACUUAUGCCAAGCAGCUCGAGGCUCUUGACACGACGUACGAGGACUAUGAGCCGGGCUUUAUGACGCCCUAUGGCGUUGCCCGUACGAGCGAGGUCUACAUAAUUGGCUUCCCUAGCACGCCUUCAGCAGAGACUUUGGGCAAGUGGACCAAGAUCAUCGAAGAGCCCCCUGCCUUGGCGACUGAGCCCGAAGUCCUCUACAAAUCAAAGGCUGCUGGCGUAUUGUGGGCGCCGCGUACCGAAACCUCGGGCUCAGCUGCCACACUCGAGUCGCACCUCGACUUCUUAGCCAAGUUCUAUCGGGAUCAAGUCGAGAACCGCAGAUGGUAUGGCUUCUGGGACCAUGGAGACUUCAUGCACACAUACGAUGCAUCUCGCCACACCUGGGCCUAUGAUGUUGGAGGAUAUGCAUGGGACAACGGCGAGCUGUCGCCUGACCUCUUCUUCUGGCCGCAAUUCCUGCGAACCGGAGACGCCAGUGUUUAUCGCUUUGCAGAGGCAGUCGCCCGUCACGGCAGUGAGGUCGACCAGUACCACGUCGGGCCAUGGAAGGGGCUUGGAACCCGCCAUGGAGUUCAGCACUGGGGUGACUCGGCGAAACAAGUCCGUAUCUCGACCCCGAUCUUCCGCAAGGUGUUUUACUACCUCACUGGUGGCGACGAGCGGCAGGGCGAGAUCAUCCGAGAGGUCCUCGAUGCGGACCAAGCUAUCCUGCAGGUUGAUCCGCGAAGAAAAGUGCGUGAUCCCAACAUUACCUACGUGCCAGAUCCAGAAGCCCUUUACAUCAGUCUCGGAACAGACUGGUCUGGACUGGCAGCAGCACUCCUUAUCGAGUGGGAGACACGGGGCCCACGAUGGGAAGAGGCCCGGUCCAAGCUCAUCAGCUCCAUGAGAGGUCUCAACGCUCUCAAAAACGGCUUCAUCACCGGCGAGGUAUUUUACAACUCUAAGACGGGCCUCAUCUCGCCACCGCCUGAUGAUCCCGACAACAAAGGAUCCGUCACCAUCUCUCAUCUCUCCGCCAGCUUUGGCGAAAGCGAGGUCGUCACGGAGCUCAUUAACCACAUCGGAGCAAAUGACACAGACGCGUCCACUUUUGAGAAGAACUGGCUCGACUACUGCUAUUACUACGGCGCAAGCAAAGCCGAGCAAGCUGCUCGAUACGGCACCAGCUUUUCUGGCAUCAGUCUGAGACAGGGACACUCGAAGCUGACUGCCCUGGCUGCAAACAGAGAUGGCGGUAACGCUACUAUCGCUGCUCGCGCUUGGAAGGAGUUUUUCUCGACCGACGGUCUUGCUCCAACAGCGCCCUGGGUUUCAGUGCCAAUAUCUGGAAAUCAUUCCAUAGUGUUAGUGCCAGUGGAAGAGGCAUCGUGGAUUAGCACCAAUGAGGCGGCACAGUAUGGAGGAGCUGUGAUUGAGAACAUGUAUCUACUUGGCAGCCCUCCAUAA
This is a messenger RNA of Thyridium curvatum, 2778 nucleotides long. RefSeq lists its product as uncharacterized. The transcript is spliced from 3 exons. Lineage: Eukaryota; Fungi; Ascomycota; Sordariomycetes; Thyridiales; Thyridiaceae. The coding region runs from base 1 to 2778 and encodes 925 amino acids. The record is from RefSeq and is a predicted model, not a curated record.